Molecule: messenger RNA, 1505 nt
Organism: Perkinsus marinus ATCC 50983
Lineage: Eukaryota; Perkinsozoa; Perkinsida; Perkinsidae
Product: Ornithine decarboxylase, putative
Exons: 12
Coding region: 1-1383 (460 amino acids)
Cellular component (GO): cytoplasm
Molecular function (GO): ornithine decarboxylase activity
Source: RefSeq, a predicted model, not a curated record
AUGAACCGUUAUUCUGUUCUGAAGGAAAAUGACAACAUCAUCCAUCAAGUCAACUUGCCCUCCAAGUCGCUAGAUCCGCUACAGUACGUUGCUGAGGAGGCCCUAAGGGACUUGGGCAACCCAGAUAUCUCUGUGAUGCUCCUUGACCUAGAUCAACUUGAGCGUCAGAUGAAAAAAUGGAAAGAACUGCUACCCCGUAUUAUCCCAUACUACGCAAUGAAAUGCAAUCCCGAGCCAAUGCUGGUGAAGACUCUCUACCACUUGGGCUGUAGAUUUGACUGUGCUACCAUCAAUGAGAUGAAGCUGGUCAAAAGUAUCCUGUCCGAGAAUAUGGGGGGUUCGAACGCCCAUAUUAUAGAUGAAAUGAUGGCCUCGCACAUCGUUUAUGCUAACCCGAACAAAUUGCCGUCUCAUCUCAUUGGUGCCAGAGACCUGGGAGUUGAGUGCAUCGUAGCUGAUUCUGCCUUUGAGAUAGCCAAGAUUGCUCAUUAUCAUCCGACAGCUAAGCUGCUUCUCCGUCUUGCUUGUGUUGACAACAAUGCGCAGUGCCCGAUGAGCUCCAAGUUCGGCGCAUCCCUAGGGGUCGCGGUUAACGUGCUGUUGGAGGAAGCAGUGAACCAUGGCUUGAACGUUGUUGGUGUAUCCUUUCAUGUGGGAUCGGGAUGCUCGGACGUCCACUCUAUCACCAAGGCUCUGGUUGAUGCUCGUGAAGUCUUUGAUGCUGCUGCCUCUCGCUAUGGUAUGAAGUUGUCCAUUCUUGACAUUGGUGGAGGCUUUCAAGGCGUCGAUAGGGAAGGAUCCCCACUCAACUUUAAGUCUAUGGCUACUGUGGUUAACUCUCUGCUCGAUACUCUUUUCCCCGAUCCGGAUGAAGUCCGUGUCAUCGCUGAGCCCGGGAGAUUCUUCGCAUGCAGUCCCUGUGCACUGCUCACCAAAAUCUACUCGAAGAAUGUUGUUGUGUCGGCGGCUAAGCUGCCAGAGGUGAAGAGUUGUGGUGGCAUCAGUGACGAGGAUACGAUGGAUGGUGGAAGCAGUAGCAGUGCCAGUGUAGAUGAAGGCGGAGCGAAGAAUCUUUCGUCGCUCACUAGGCUGUAUCUCAACGAUGGUGUUUACGGCUCUUUCAACUGCAUUCUCUUUGACCACCAGGUUGUGUGGCCAGAGGCUCUCUAUGCAGAAACCGAAAUACGCGGUAUCGCAAGUGUCACUAACCCGACGCAAGUGCUCUUCGGACCGACGUGUGACGGAUUUGAUACUAUUAUGCAAGGCGUUACCCACCUUCCUGAGAUGGAAAUAGGUGACCAUCUACUAUGGAGGAAUAUGGGCGCUUAUACUACUGCUGCUGCUACCAACUUCAACGGUUUUGAUACUCCUAUUUACUGGUAAUAUAUUCGUAACACUUGUUGUGAGUGUUCUGAUAGGUACUACAGAACUACGACCAUGACUACUACUUAGUCCCUACCGAAUAGAGGUUAUUUUGUUCAUAUCUCUGCACUCAGUCAAUAGCA